This is a messenger RNA of Zasmidium cellare ATCC 36951, 1686 nucleotides long. RefSeq lists its product as uncharacterized. Bases 1 to 1686 code for a protein of 561 amino acids. Gene Ontology annotation, molecular function: transmembrane transporter activity. Gene Ontology annotation, biological process: transmembrane transport. Gene Ontology annotation, cellular component: membrane. The record is from RefSeq and is a predicted model, not a curated record. The transcript is spliced from 3 exons. NCBI's taxonomy places the organism in Eukaryota, Fungi, Ascomycota, Dothideomycetes, Mycosphaerellales, Mycosphaerellaceae.
AUGCCAUCCUCCUCGUCAUCUUCUUCAGCUCGCCAGCCCGCAGCCGCACCGGAAGAUGCCAUCCUCAGCAACAAGACGCAAACCUCCACCACCUCGCACGAACUCAAUGGUUUCGAUCGCAUAGUCGACGAUGGAGAAGCGCAGGACGAUGAUUACCAUGGCCAUCUCAGAAACUCGCGACAGGAGGACCGUGGGUUCACGAAGCAUGAUAAGAAAGACAUGAAGCGUAUGGGCAAGACGCAGGAGCUCAGGCGGAAUUUUCGACCUUUGUCGACGCUGGCUUUUACUGUGAUUUUGCAGGGGACGUGGGAGGUUUUGCUGGCGGCUUCGACGCAAGGACUUACGGAUGGAGGGCUGGCUGGGUUGUUGUGGAGUUAUGUUUGGACUUUUGCGGGGUUCUCGCUCGUGGUGAUUAGUCUGGCGGAGAUGGCGAGUAUGGCGCCUACCAGUGGUGGGCAGUACCAUUGGGUGUCAGAAUUCUCGCCACCGAAAUACCAAAAACUCCUCUCCUACUUCACCGGCUGGAUGAGUACCCUGAGCUGGCAAGCAGGCACGGCCAGUGGACCCUUUCUCGUCGGCACGCUCAUCCAAUCAAUGGCCUACGUGAACAACCCAGAGUACUCCGGCACGAGAUGGCAAGGCACCCUCUGCGUCUGGGGAAUCACGCUCAUCGUGCUCUUCGCAAACGUCUACAUGGGAAACGCCAUGCCUGUCUUCCAAAACCUCAUGCUGAUCCUGCACGUCUUCGGCUUCCUCACCAUCAUCGUCUGUCUCUGGGUUCUAGCGCCUCGCAAUUCGGCCGAAGUCGUCUUUACGCAGUUCUACAAUGGCGGCGGGUGGAGCUCGAUGGGUCUUUCACUUAUGGUUGGACAGAUCUCCGCGGUUUACGCUUGUAUCUGCUCUGAUGCUGCGGCACAUAUGUCGGAAGAGAUCAAGGACGCCAGCGUCACCGUCCCGAAGGCCAUGCUGGGAUCGUACCUCAUGAACGGCGGCCUGGGAAUCGUCUUCCUCAUCUCCUUCCUCUUCAGCAUCGUGGAUCUCGAGGGAGCACUCAACGACGACACAGGCUAUCCCUUCCUCUACGUCUUCCGCAACGCCUUCUCCCUCCCCGCCGUAAACGCCCUCUCCUCCAUCGUCGUAAUCCUCAUCUUCGCCGGCACGCUGAGCUACAACCUCUCCACCAGCCGCCAAACCUGGUCCUUCGCACGAGACGCCGGCCUUCCCUUCUCCGCCUGGAUCGCCCACGUGCACCCCACCCUCGAAGUCCCCGCCAACGCCAUAAUAACAACCUGCGCCGUCACCUUCGUCCUCUCCCUGAUAAACUUCGGCUCCGACGUCGCCUUCAACGCCAUCAUCUCCUUAAACCUCGUCUCCCUCAUGAUCACCUACAUGGUCUCCAUCAGCUGCGUGCUCUACCGCCGCAUCUACCACCCGGAGCUUUUGCCGCGCGCGCGGUGGAGUCUCGGACGCUGGGGGGUGCUGGUGAAUGGUGGGGGAUUGUGCUAUGCGAGUUUUGCGUUUUUUUGGUGUUUUUGGCCGAAUAGUUUUGAUCCGAGCGCGGUGGAUUUUAAUUGGAGUGUGGUUAUGUUUGUGGCUGUGGCGCUUUUUGCGGGGGUGGAUUGGGUGGUGAGGGCGAGGAAGGUGUAUAAAGGGCCGGUGGUGCUUGUGGAGGGGUGGAGGGAUUGA